GUCUGUCUGUCUGUCUGUCUGUCUGUCUGUCAUCGUGGAUACAUUCGUACAGCCACCCACAGCCAUUUCGCACUCGCCCGCCUCGUUUGCAUCGUGUAGUCGCGUUAAAAUGUCCGUUAUUUAAUGAGUCGGCGAUCGCGGUUUCGUGCAUGAUUAAUUGCGCGGCUUGCGCGCGCGAGAAUCGCGUAGUUUCUCGACGCUACCUACCGAUCGCGAUCGGGUCGAUCACACGGGCGAUUGGAAAGCUCCCCGGCCUUAAUAAACUUAUCUUGGCACGGCAAUGCAUUCCUAUCUCCUGAGUGUCGGUUACCGCCUCGGGUUUCGUUAAUAUGUUACACCUCGUAACGAUGAAGUAGCCGCUUAUAAUAUUUACAUAACAUGAAUGCAUAAUGCGCGUAAAAAACAUUGGGCCAAUCUGUAGUGAAGAAGCUUCAUAUUAAAGUAUACAUCGAUAAUACACCAGUACAAUAAACAAAAUAUAGAUCAUGGUUUGUAGGGCUGGUGAAAAGAUUCAAGUAUGUGCGAUUCAAUUUUCUAUGCCUUCCGAGGCUAAUCAUAAACUUUGCGCUAGUGAAAAAUUUUCCUUAUUUGUAUCUACACGCGUGAAGGAUCUUUACAAUUACAUCGAAGAGCAUUAUCACAUCCGGGCAGAUACUUUUAAGUUAAUUUUAUUCACGUCGUCGUGCAAGAUGACCGAUUUGUCCGAAGUGAAAGACAAAACGAUGGAAGAAAUAGGAGUGGAUUUCUCAGUUGAUCCGAAUGAGGCGAAAAAUACUCUCUUUGUCACUGAUUCCACAAAUUCCUGGUCACAAAAAAACCCGGACUAUGGUUUGCCAACGUAUAAUCUUGCAGCUGCACCACCUCUUCACAGUCCACCUUCAUGGGGAGAAGAUGUGAACUUCAAAAAUUUCAUUAAAACUGAGACAAGUUACGUUGGUUUAGUCAAUCAAGCAAUGACAUGUUACCUGAACAGUCUUCUUCAAGCAUUGUAUAUGACACCAGAAUUUCGUAACGCAUUGUAUAAUUGGGAAUAUGUUGAUGGUUCAGAAAAGGAUGAAGCCCUAAGUAUACCGUACCAAUUACAGAAAUUAUUUCUAAAUCUGCAGACAUCCACAAAGUCUGCAGUGGAGACUACAUCUUUAACUAAAAGUUUCGGUUGGGAUUCUACUGAAGCAUGGCAACAGCAUGACAUCCAAGAGCUUUGCAGAGUUAUGUUCGAUGCAUUAGAACAGAAAUUCAAAAACACAGAACAGGCUGACCUAAUCAACAGACUCUAUGAAGGAAAGAUGAUUGAUUACGUUAAAUGCCUCGAGUGUGGAACAGAAAAAUCAAGAGAAGACACAUUUCUUGAUAUCCCAUUGCCAGUUAGACCAUUUGGAAGUAACGUUGCAUACACUUGUGUGGAGGAAGCAAUAAGAGCAUUUGUGCAGUAUGAAAUCUUGGAAGGAGCUAAUCAGUAUCAUUGUGAAAAAUGCAAUAAGAAGUGCGACGCGCAUAAAGGAUUGAAGUUUACGAAGUUUCCGUAUUUAUUAACUCUACAUCUUAAGCGGUUUGACUUUGAUUAUAAAACUUUCCACAGGAUCAAGCUCAACGAUAGGGUCACGUUCCCAGACAUACUGAAUUUAAAUCCCUUUAUUUCAUCCACAUCGAGUCAAGAGUCUCCAGGUGGUGAAGAAGACAUUGGUCUAGGUAUCAAAUGCGACGAUAGCUCCACAACAGAUAGUGGUACGUUGGAUGAUGAUUGCAUACCAUGUGACAACAGUCUCUCCAACAGUAAUCACUCGGCUAAUCACGAUCAAGACGAUGAUGAAGGUAUAGAUAUGAGCAACGGACCGUCAACAUCGAAUUGCACUGUGCAUAAUCACGAGAACGAGAAAAAUCGUGGUACUUACAUGUUGGGAAGAGGUCCUUAUCAAUAUGAACUGUUUUCCAUCAUGAUUCACAGUGGCAGCGCGAGCGGAGGCCAUUAUUAUGCUUACAUCAAGGAUUUCAGGACGCAAGAAUGGCUGUGUUUUAACGAUCAGAGCGUAACUCAGAUCACUCACGAUGACAUCCAAAAAACAUAUGGUGGUGGACCCACAAGAGCAUAUUACAGUGGUGCAUAUAGCAGUAGUACCAAUGCUUAUAUGCUCAUGUACAGGCAAAUCGAUCGAGCUCGUAAUGCUUUACCUAUGCAAGUUCAAGAUUUUCCACGACAUAUCCAGGAAUUAUUAAAGAAGAUGAAGGAGAGCGAGGAUAAUGACAGAAAAAAUCGUGAAAAACAAAUGUCAAUACCCAGGCUAAAAGUUUAUUGUCAUCAUCCGGUAAAGGGAAAACUGAUGGAUAUCAAGUUAUAUGUCAUGCCCGACACUACUUGGGCCGAGGCGACAGAGCAAGCGUACAAGAAAUUCGGCCUUGAAGAUGUCUUGAAUUUGGAUCAGUGUCGUUUAGUUAGUUAUGAACAUAAUAUCGAUUUAAUAGAAUGCAGUUACGAUGACAGAGAGCAAGAAUCUGUGGCUAGUAUUUGGCAGAAUCAACAUCGAUUCGAUUUGUUGUUAGAAAUUCGUCGUAAAGAUCAGAAGUUCGAGACAUUUUUGCCAGGUGGAGUUGCAACGAAGGUAUUUGUCAUAGACGUAGCUAGAGAGGAGGUAAUUGACGGUCCGAUCAAUAUCCGAGGUUUAUUGUCGCAAAGUGUUAAAGAGUAUAAACAAAUCGUAGGAAAAGUUAUUAAUAUGGAUCCUAAACAGAUGAAAGUAAUAUUACCAAAGUAUCCAGACUCAUACGAUCUCGUGGAAAACGAUGAUAGCGAUCUUCAGACUGAAGGAUUUUAUAACGCGAAAAAAGUAUUCGUAUUAACGAUGAGCGAUACUGAUAAUAACAAACCUCUUCAAGAAUCGACAGUGUACAAAAUAAUAAAGAACUUCAAGUACGUUAUUUCCCUGCAUAUUCAGUUGCCAGAUAUCAGCAAAGAAGCGUUGGAAGAAUCGAAUAUCCCGUCGUUGGAGGAUAAAUCCGAGGAAAAAGAGAAGCCCAUCAGCAAUGGCUUGUCCAAAUUGGGUGUUACUGAAUCACAUUGGGAUAUUAAUUCGAAGUACAAUGAAAACUCAAAAAAUUGCGCACGUAGCAACGAGGACACUACCGUACGGAACAUAAGUCCGCAGUUAGGAGAAGCUGAGGAAUGGAAUACUCCCGAGCAGAGCAACAGCGAAGAUAGUAGUCUUAGCGAUAGCGACAAAACGUUGGUUGGCGACGCACCGGAGGACGACGAUCCCCGACCGCCAACUUCAUGGGACCGUCGCUUUAAGAUCUCGAAGCAAUUCGAAAUAGAAAACUGGGACAUCGAUGACGAUUCUGAUUACUAUUUCAGAGCGACAUACAUAAAUAGCACUCAAAAACUACUUAAAGUAUUAGUGGACAAAAGAAUGAGAUUAAGCACCUUAAAGAAAGAACUGGAGCCAUUCGUAGGUGUAUCUGUAGAAUACUUCAAAGUUUUUCGUUUAUCAAAUGAUACCGGUGAAUCGGAAUGUAGCUGCCUGACGGAACAACUAAACUCUUACGGCGACGGUGAAAAACUUAACAUAAAACUUGGACGAGCCUUGCGUAGCGGAGAAUUCAAAGUGAAAUUAUACCAGUUACUGAUUGACUCCAUUGAGCCUUAUAAGUUUUUGUGCGAAUGGAUUGUUUCGAAAGAUAUGACGGUCGGGCAAGCGAAGAAAGAGAUAUUGGCAGAAAUAAAGAGAAAAUAUGACAUCGACAUACCAUAUGAAAGAUGCCGGCUUAGGAAAAAAUAUUACAAAACAGCCUCGAAAGUGUUCUUGGACGACCAGAAGUUCGAAGAUCUUCGAUCACAUUCACAAUUCGAAAUGAUUAUUCAAGAACUACCUGAUAAAGAAACGGUUACGGAUACCAAUCAGAUUGUUCUGUUUGUCAGAAGGUGGUUACCAGCAAAGUUAGAGUUGGAGCAGUUCCAAGAGAUAGUUUUGGAGGAUAGAACCACCGAAGAAUUAAGGAAGAAACUCUCCUCGAUAUCAAAUAUUCCGGAAGAAUUUAUUACUAUAGCGAAGGGGAAAGGUACUUUUCCAUGCGACAACUCUGUGUUACGAAUCCAAAACGAGCAUGAUUGGAGCGAACAUCACGAUAGUUUGUCUUUCAAUUUUGAAGAUGGCGCAGUCUUCUUAUAUAGGGAUAAUAGGGAAAAUCCGAAACGAUUAAAUCCCGACGAAGUAAUGGAGAUUGCUUUUAAAGAGAAUUCACGUUUAACGCCGCUUUCUACUACUUCGAGUUACAGUCCACGCCGAGAGAGAGCACUUAAAAUAUAUUUGGAUACCAAAUGAUCGUCCAUAGAGAGAGAGCACGCAUCUCCUAAAAAUCAGUUGCUAAAUAGGCAAGUGUGCGAACACAAAACAUUUGCACACGAAAUGUUUGUACGUUGGGUAUUUGUGAAAUCAAAAUUUCACCAAAUGCCGAGUGUUUUGUGUUCCAGUGUGUCUUCAGCAUUUCGAAGCUUCCGCGUUCCUAAAAGUUUUCGGCUUUUUGUAAUUAUUAAACUUUUGAAAUUGUUUGGAUUCGUGAAAUAUAUAGUAACACGUAAUUUCUUUUUGGGAUCUCGGUUAUCAUAUCCGGUAUUGAGAUUUCUAGAACUUAUAUGGAGUGUAAAAUACUUGAUAUUAUCCGGUCUGUUAAGUCAGUUUUCCAUCUAUA
Molecule: messenger RNA, 4680 nt
Organism: Harpegnathos saltator (Jerdon's jumping ant)
Lineage: Eukaryota; Metazoa; Arthropoda; Insecta; Hymenoptera; Formicidae
Gene: Usp47
Product: ubiquitin specific protease 47
Exons: 18
Coding region: 486-4313 (1275 amino acids)
Biological process (GO): protein deubiquitination
Cellular component (GO): nucleus; cytosol
Molecular function (GO): cysteine-type deubiquitinase activity
Source: RefSeq, a predicted model, not a curated record